Molecule: messenger RNA, 258 nt
Organism: Strongylus vulgaris
Lineage: Eukaryota; Metazoa; Nematoda; Chromadorea; Rhabditida; Strongylidae
Source: the annotation of a GenBank genome assembly
AUGUGUUUUCUAAUUGAGGUGCCAUUAGUACCACUGGUUCCUGCACUUAGUCUUAUGAUCAACACUCUCAUGAUGCUUCAUUUGGCGCCGAUCACAUGGCUUCGAAUUGCUUUUUGGAUGACUAUCGGAAUGAGCAUCUAUUUUGGAUAUGGCAUACGUCAUUCACGUGAAGAGGUAUUGCCUUCAUCACCAGAAGCUCGUUUCUCGAAGAGCAGCACAUACGAUUCGGUUGUUUCUACUGCAACGGCUCCUUCGUAA